AAUUCCUACAGGGGGCGCUAAAACUCUUGCACGCAGAACAGAAGUUGGUGAUGGGGUGAAAGAGGAAUCAAAGCAGAUACAAGGACAUUAUACCUGUUGCAGAGGAAAGGAAAAUGGAUGUACUUGUAAGCCUAAAGCAUGAUGGGAAGCUUAGUGAUUACCUGUAUAAGGCAUAUGCCUCCAAACAUUUGUGUGAUGUGGAGGUAGUGACAUCAGACCAAUCCACCUUUUACACACAUCGACUCGUUCUGUCAACAUUCUCCGAUUACUUCCAGAGGAAAAUCAAGGGACGUCAAGAUUCUUAUAACAUGGUCAUUUCUAUAGAUGUGGACUCAGCUGUGUUUAAAGUGCUGAUGGAAUUCAUGUACACAGGUCAGUUAUGUGUCACUCCACCUGAGCGAAUUUCUCUCUACCACGCUUCAGUGGUUUUAGAGAUGGAAACAGCACAAGAUCUCUUGCAACAGGCUUACAUAUCCAGUGAAUGGCCUGGGAUAAUGAAUCCCAAAGUCUUAAAGAGUGCAGCUGAAUCAGAUGAAAUUGUCAAGGAUGUACAUGUACAAGAUUCUGAGGCCAGAGAGACCAAUAUUCCAUCAGAAGGUGAUAUGACGCAUGACAUAGAGAAAAGUUUAACAAAAAACAAAUUGUCUGAUGUACAGUUAAAGAAAAAGAAAAGAGGUAGAAAGAAAAAAGAGAGUAAGGUUAACGUAGAUGCUGUCCAGCAAGGGGAGAUAACAAAACCAGAUAGCAGAAGAGACACAGUGUUAACAGAUAACCAAAUGAUUACCAGAAAUAGAGGAAAACGGAGGCCAGUAGUGGACAAAAAACCCAAAGCAGGAAAGGUGAAAGAAAGUUCAAAGGAAACAUGGAGGAAAGAAACCAAGAAAAAGAGGAAAAAGGAAAAUGUCACCAAAGUGGCAGUUAAAAAGAUAACCAAAAUCUGGAUUCCCAAAGGUGCUAAAAUUAAAUGUGAGACUUGUGGAAAAACACUAAGCUCUUAUUCUGCAUUGAAGAGACACACUGUUAUACAACACAAGGAGAUGCCUCUAAACUACACCCACAGCAGGGCAAUAUUGAGCAACAUCACAAAGAGUUCAGGAGCCAUGCGUUAUUGUACAUUGACAGACAACCCUAAAAAGUACAUGUGCACUCUGUGCUCCUGCAGCUUUCAAUAUUAUAGCCUGUUCUACAGACACACUCAGGAAAACCAUAUGCAGGUCAAUCAGGGGGACAAACAAGGGGUUUAUUACAGAAUUGCCAAACAUGUCCAGAAUAUGAAAUCCAUAUUUAGUCCAAAAAAGAAAAACAAGGGGAAAACAACAAAAAGAAACAGGAGAAAAGCAUCCAAUAAAGUGUAUGAAAAGUGCUGCUUUUGCCACUCUGUGCUUUCUAAAGGCAGAAUAUAUGCCAGCCACCUUAUCAAGAAACAUUAUCUGAGUUUUGAGAAAGCUAAAGAGUUAACAGGGUAUCCUAAGUAUCGCCUGCAGCAGAAGUGGGAAUGCCCAGAUUGUAACCUGACUUUUGUUGGAAACAAGGCCCUGAAAAGUCACUUUGAGGGAGUGCACCAGCUAGAUGAUAUGAAGUACCCAUGUCCUGAAUGUGACAGUUCUUAUUCCUCUCUAGGGACGAUCAAAUCACAUUUACGCUGGGUGCACAAGAGGACGGUAGCAGAAGUGCGGGAGGCAUUAAAGAACUCCGUCACCUGUGAAGUAGAGGGGUGUAACUUCACCACAGGAAACAUGGUGACCAUGAAGCUUCAUGUCGUCAAGGAGCACCCAGAAGUAGAGUACAAGUGUACCGAGUGUAACUUCACAUUUCACGUGAAGAAGACCCUGAAUCGGCACAUGAUCGUUAAGCACCUCUGUCGGUCUGAACACCUGAAGAAACAGUGUGACACAUGUGGAAGAAGAUUCUGCAAGAACUCUCAACUUCAUGUGCAUCAGUUCCUCAAGCAUGGAAUUUACCAUGAUGAAAUGAAGUUGUACCGUUGUGAACACAAUGGCUGUAAUAAAGUAUGCAUGUCUAGCUCCAGUCUGAAGUCCCACAUGAGGCGCCAUUCCUCAGAUAAAAACUACGAAUGUCCUUAUUGCUCCCUCAAGCUCAAGACAGAGGUAACCCUGAAGAAGCACAUCAACAAGAUGCACCUGGGGAUUCGGCCUCACCUGUGCCAGGUGUGUGGUCAGAGGUUUGGGGAGGAUUCCGAGUUACAGUCCCACAUCAAGAACCGUCACUCCACAGAUAAAGAGUUCCAGUGUGAACACUGUCCAUAUGCUACAGCCAACAAAGCUACAUUCUACACACACCUGUUCAUGGUCCACAAAGUCAAAGCAAAAGAAGACACCAGGAAAGAGUUUCAGUGUCCUCAUUGCGAGUUCACGACUCUACUGGGACACAGAUUCAAGACUCAUCUAAAUGGACACAAGAACAUCCGGGAGUACUCUUGUAACAUGUGUGAUAAAAAAUUCAUUUCUAGCUCAACCUUGAGAGCUCACAAACAGUGGACUCAUUCUGAGAAAAAAUAUGACUGUCCUCACUGUGGAUAUCAGACCAAAACCUCACAGAAGCUGAACGAACACAUUAGAAUUCAGCAUCAGCUGAAAGGAUUCAAACCCUACAGGUGUCCUUACUGUACAUUCACUUGUGCAACCGGUGGAAAUACCCGCAAACACAUCAAACAGAAGCAUAAGGAUUUAGAGGUGCGUUAUAUCAGAGAUGACAGCCUGUUAGAGGCUGCACGGCUAGCCAGGAAAUCCGGAAACACAAUGUCCCUCAAUUACAUCUCAGUCCAGGAGGAUGUGAUUCCAGACACACAGCCAGGGUUUGAGUUGCAGGAAUUCCAGUUACCGCCACAGCAAGAACCCAGUCACCACGGAAACCACCAAAUUCAGCUGACAGCAGCACCAGCUGUGGUGGAGGUCAGCAAUCUUCAUACACUGACUAAUGUGGCAGUCCAUUCUGACCCAAUUAUUGACCCCAAUCAUCAUGUACACCCCAGUAGUCUAGUGCCUCAGGAAGUCAUGGUCUCUCAUGAAAACAUUGUAGUUAAUAACCAUGGAAACAUUGUUACCCUUGGUAACGUCCAUCAGCUGACUGAGGAUAGUAUAGGAUACUCAGCGGCCAUUGUGAAUGCCAUAAAUCAAUCUAUGCAACACUUAUAGAAUUAUAUGUUAUGUUAAGGCAUUAAUUUGUGUUUUUUUGUAUCUUCAAACUCUGGAUGAGUUUAACUAUUUAUUAUAAUAUCAUUUGUGCCUCCACUUACACACACAAAAUAUAUCCAUCGUCAAUGGUAUGUACUAGUAAUGGCUUAUAUAUGUGUAUACACAAAGCUUCAAAGCUAAAUAAUAAUACAUAAAUGUAUUAAAAGUAUGAAGGAAAGAUUUUUUUUUUUUAAAUUAUGUUGGAUUGUUUUUUAAACAUGUUCAAAUGUACCUGUAUUUACAUAUAAAGUUUAUAUCAUAUUUAUGAUUUGAAAGUUUAAAACUUUGAAAUCGAAUUUAAGAAUAUGUUUUCCCAAACCCUGCAAAACCUUUUACAACAUUUUUAUCUUCCAUGCUGAUUUUGAUAUGUUCAGAAAUGUUAAGAGUGAAAUAAAUCAAUUUAACAAUUA
Messenger RNA from Saccostrea cuccullata (small rock oyster), 3604 nucleotides. RefSeq names its product zinc finger protein 14-like. Gene Ontology annotation, biological process: regulation of transcription by RNA polymerase II. NCBI's taxonomy places the organism in Eukaryota, Metazoa, Mollusca, Bivalvia, Ostreida, Ostreidae. The record is from RefSeq and is a predicted model, not a curated record. The coding region runs from base 114 to 3155 and encodes 1013 amino acids. Gene Ontology annotation, molecular function: RNA polymerase II cis-regulatory region sequence-specific DNA binding; protein binding; DNA-binding transcription factor activity. The transcript has 6 exons.